CCAAGACAACACACGUGGGGAAGCUUGCUUACUCGUCUUGUCACUUACUCACUAUUACUCUCACAUACACUCUCACUCUCACUCUCACUUACACUCACUCACACACUCUCUCAUACACACAGGCACAGACACUUACACAGAUGCCCACAAUGUCAGAAAGGAGCUUUUGUUUGUUUUUAGCGUCAUCCUGUGUAGCUUUGAUCCCCCCUUAUUUUAACCUCCCUUCUUUUCUUAGAUGUACGUGCAUCUCCCUAAUAAUAAUAAAUGGAGAUAGUUUUAUUUUAUUUCUUUUGUUUCUCUCUCUCUCUUUUCUCUCUUUUUUUCUAAUAUCGCAGACCCCUAAGAAUGGACUUUUUAAAGGCAAUAGCCAAAGAUGAUAUAGAUAAAGUACGACACAUGUUACAGUCAGGGAUGGACGUCAACAGUUCUUUUCCUUGGAACGCUAAAGACACCUAUUCACCCGUCAUCCCCAACCAUAAUAAACCAGACAACUUGCAAACCGAUCAAGAGUAUCAAUGCAAACCUUUAAAUAUCGCUGUCUUGGGUGGCCAUCCCAAUAUGGUCCGACUCUUAUUAAGCGCCGGCGCAGAUAUCAAUAACAAGGACGGCCGAGGAAGAACACCGCUCGUAUGCGCCAUCUACGGCUUGGACUUGGACGCUUCCAAUAUCGACCCAUCCAACCUGUACUUUAUAUCGCAGACAAAUCCCUCUCACUUUGACAUCAUGAAGAACAUCUUACUCUGUCACCCCAACCUCUAUUAUGCAACUCUUGACUCCCCUCAGUAUGAAAUUAAAGGAAUCACUCCUUUAUGCCUGGCCAGUUAUCUAGGAAAAUCAGACAUCAUUCAGCUCUUAUUAGACGAUGGACGUGUCAAUGUCGAUGGCACCGACAGUAAAAACGCAACCGCAUUAAUGUACGCUGCAAGGGAUGGAAAUGUCCCCAUUGUCAAAAUACUACUCGAUUAUCACGCUUCACCCGAUAUCACUGAUAGUCAUGGCUGGUCCGCUAUUCAAUACGCUGAAGUUAACCCAGAAAUCGUUCAACUAUGUGAAGCCGUAUUACGUAUUAAACGUUCAGAUGGUGUCAAUCACGCCAAAUUAUCUCACUUUAUCACCACUUUACCCGACUAUCCAUCCUCUCUCUCACACUUACAAUUCGACACCUUGAAGGAACUGGAUCAUUUAGACCCUGCUGCUACUGCACAGGUUCAGAUUGUUCAGAGUGCUUUCUUACAUGCCAUCAAAAUACAUGAUCAUCUCUCCUUACAAACCUUAUUGAUGAAAUCACCUUCUGUCAAUGGAGGUGUGCCUUCUCCCGGACCCCUUUUAAUCAAUCAUCACGAUCCCAAAACAGGUCUAACCGCAUUUCAUCAUGCAAUGCGUACAAAGCCUUUACCUUCAUUGGAUACCAUCACCUUGUUGUAUCAGGCCGGAGCGGAUAUCAAUGCUCAAACUUAUUAUGGACGCACCGCUCUACACCAUCUAUCUCGAUUCGGACGGGACAAGGAUGGGAAAUCAUGGGGUAUUCAAAAGAACAAUCACACAGUCACCCCUCCUAUCCAACAACCGAUCACCACCAUUCAAGGUGUCCCUGUUGCGCAGCACAUUGCCAUGUGUGCCUCUGUCUUGAUCCGAUUCGGUGCACUUGUCAAUAUAGCCGAUCCUACGGGAAACACACCGCUGCAUUUUGCUGCGGAGUUUGGUGGGGUGAUGGAAGUCAUUCAAGUCUUGAUUAUGGAAGGUGGUGCGGAUUUAAAUGUGAAGAAUAAGAAACAAUUAACUCCGUUGGAUGUAUGUAAAACAGAAGACAUGAAGCGCAAGAUGAUGGCUCUGGAAUCAGAACGACGUCAUUCAAAGACCAAGUCCGUAAUUUCCUCUAUCAGUGGCACCAUACGACCCUUUGAUUCAGCCAGCGAAUACAAUUGUUCUUCUAUUACUCGAUCUGUUUCACGCUCCUUUAUCUUUCAUGCCGAGAGUAAAAAACAAGUCAUCUUGCAACAGCAAAAGCAGUUACAAGGAGGAAAGACCGGGGAGACCACCAGCACCACCGAUUUCGAUGUGAUCUUGAAGGCCUUUUUCAGUUAUCAGACCACUUUUACCGAUUCCAUUGAGUCUUCCUUGGCUUAUAUCACAGAAUCCAUUUUGGGUAAAUAUGCUUCGCACGAGGGAGAUCAUCGUUUAACUCUACAACAGUUGGAAAAAACCAUUGGUCAAUUACGCUUUGAAUUGAAUGAAGCGGUUGAAAUGUUUGAUUCCACAGAUCAGCUCGUCGAGAAAGUCAUGAUGGCCUUUCGUGAAGAGUUGGAAGGCGUAGAGCAAAUUCAUCAAGCCGAUUGGGAAUUAUCCGAGUUACAACAUGAUAAAAUCGAAAAACUAUUCGAUGUCUUUGAACGAAUUGAAGGCCGAUUUUGUCAAUUAGAAUUAGCCCAGGAUGAUUUGAUCUCGCAAGUUGAACGUCUUCGAAAGGCCGCCUCUAGAAUUCAGACAGAGGAUCAUGCUGUCACCGAUGUUGGUACCUGUGUCAUUCAUCUCUCUCAAUCGCUGGCUAUUUUGGAAACCGUGCCCUUUGUGCUGCAUUCGCGGGAUGAUCGAAAUCGCUUGUGUCAAGAUAUGGCCACCGUGGUCGAAAAAGUCGUUCGAAAGAUCGAUGUACAGGUCUUGCAAGAAUCGGGUAUGUCACGUCAAAAGACCUUAAAGGAUGCCAAGUCGCUUGUGAACGGACGGUGGAAGGCAGUGAGGGAAUUAUUAACCAAGGAGGAAGUGCCUGCCUCUUCAUUAACACGUUCUGCCAGCUUAGCAGCCCGUACCGACACGAAAUCAAAACUCAUCUUUCGAGACACGAGCGAGCCCUCUUUAAACCAACUCGAACUCUCUUUUGAUAUCUUGCAUUCCAACAUGUACGAGAUUCAAAAGGAUAUUGAAGAUGUGAUACAUAACCUGGAGAAACUCACCAAGAGCAAAAAAACGUUAUACGAACUUUGUCUCUCUCUGGAAAAGGAAUUAAUGGAUCCCACACCUCCAGGUCGAACAAAACAAGACAUCAAUAUCGAAUUAAAACAAGUCUUGAAUAUCACACAGCAAUUAUUAGAUAAACAAGCUUCACUCGAAAAAGAACGUAUUCAUCUCGUGCAGGAAUACGAAACCAUCCAAAAGGAACUCCUCGUCACGCAAGACUCACUCCAAAAGGUACGCCCUCCUCUCUUAUUACAAGGUUUGUUGGAUCGUCUCGAUACCGAUGAAACUCCCUGUGUACGUAUCGAAAAAGACUGGAAAGAAGACCCUCAUUUAGUCUCAGAAGUCAUCAUGAUGGAAGAUAUCAAGCGUAGUUCUUUAGAGGAAGAAGAGGAAGAAGGUCUCUCCACUUUACAAUCCAAACAAUUAAACGCUCAAUGCACAUCCACAUUAGCUGCACAAUGCUACAUCGGCCGUUUGGAUGCCAGUCUUUACUGUCUAAAAGUAUUGGCCAAGCAUCUCAUCUCUCAAGCACGACAUAGUCUUGUUCAAGUCCAAGCAGCUUUAGGCCAAGCCAGUACGGACCUAGACGAAACGCGUAACCAUAUGACACAACUCUACGAUGAUGCAGCAGAAGUAGCAAGACAAGUGUAUGCGCUUAAACGAGAACUCGAAACUAUUGUACGUCAUCGUAAAGAAGAAGUGAUUAAAGUAUGGGAAGUAGUGGAUGAUGUCUCUGCGGGCGUGGAUGCCAAAGCGAUUCAAUGUGCCACAGCAGCAGGGGAAGGAAAAAAGACCUCCUCUACAAGUCAUGUAGGCUUACUAGGCGAUUUAGCAGCAGGCAAUGCACAGGAAGAAAAUAAAGAAGGUCAGGAUAGACAUCAAUGGAUUAUUCGAGAAUUGGAGCAAUUACAGCAUGUGCAUGAAAGUCUACAGGAUGCAGUGGAAGGAUUGAAACAGGAACAAGCUAUGAUUGGUCAACGUUUGCGACAAUUAGCUUCAGCCUAUAUAGAGCCUCAGGUGGAUACGUUGGUUGGUCAGGAUGCUCAUUCUUUGUUAUCCAUCAGUGAUCGACUAGCAGAACUCAUGGAUAGGAUUCGUGAUAGUGAGUUGGGGUUACGCCCUCUUUCUUUCUGGUCGCCUUCAGCCAAUGAAUCUGUUACCGUGGUUUCUAAUACCACCGGCACCGGUCCGCGUGUCACGACAAAUCGAACAAGCACAAACAAAAUGUCGCGUUUGUCUUCGGCGACAAACCGAUUGAGUGUAUCCACGGUAGCGAGUAAGACGUCGUAUGGAGGACGAUCCAGUGUGAUGAUGGAUAGUAGUAAACGUAUGAGCACAGCAACUACUCGAGAUAAGAAACGCAUGAGCAUGAUUUCUGCUACCAGUCUUUCCUCACUUUCUUCAUAUCAACAGGAACGUAUGAUUGCACGUGUAUCCAAUCUCAGUAGUGUUCUUGCUCAAGCCAAACAACAAAGUCGGCUAUCUCGACAUUAAAAAGAUAUCGAUAACCGUGUAACCAUCCUACUUUUUUUUUUGUGGGUUGGCGUAUUAAAAACGAGUUUUGUAUUAAUAAUAAAACAAUACGGGUCUUUUAUUGUUUAUGGAAAAUAAAAAGACUGUGCAUGUA
This is a messenger RNA of Mucor mucedo, 4582 nucleotides long. RefSeq lists its product as uncharacterized. NCBI's taxonomy places the organism in Eukaryota, Fungi, Mucoromycota, Mucoromycetes, Mucorales, Mucoraceae. The transcript has 4 exons. The record is from RefSeq and is a predicted model, not a curated record. Bases 346 to 4449 code for a protein of 1367 amino acids. Gene Ontology annotation, molecular function: protein binding.